CGUGGGCAGCCGGGUAGGGCAGAGCCGGCAGGCGGAGACCGGAUCUCCGGGGCGGCGGUUGCUGGUCCGUCUGCUCGAUGAGGCCCCCGCACUAAGACCAUGUACUGGCGCCGCGCAGCGCUGGUGGGGACUCGGCUCGUCCCGAUCAGGAGCAGCUCAGCGGGCCGGUUUGAGGGGCCAGCGGGAAUUUCGGGCUCCGGGAUGGGGAACAGCACAUCAUCUUUGGGAAAUGCAGCAACUGCUCCUGUGAAUCAGAUCCAAGAGACCAUUUCUAAUAAUUGUGUGGUGAUUUUCUCCAAAACAUCCUGUUCUUACUGUACGAUGGCAAAAAACCUUUUCCAUGACAUGAAUGUUAACUAUAAAGUGGUGGAAUUGGACAUGCUUGAAUAUGGAAGUCAGUUUCAAGACGCUCUUCACAAAAUGACUGGUGAAAGAACUGUACCACGAAUAUUUGUCAAUGGAACUUUUAUUGGAGGUGCAACUGACACUCAUAGGCUUCACAAAGAAGGAAAAUUGCUUCCACUAGUUCACCAGUGUCAUUUAAAAAAAAGUAAGAGGGAAGAACUUUAGUGAUGUAAGUGCAUAUAACUUUUGCUAGUAAUAUGUCACUACAUAUUUAAAAUGAUAUUGCCUGAUAAUGUCUUUUAAAUAUUUGAAGGUGUUUUAAAUAUAUGAAUUAUCUUCAUGAAAAGGCUGUAAAAAAUAAUGAACAAUAAAUCACUGUGGAAACAUC
This is a messenger RNA of Capra hircus (goat), 733 nucleotides long. RefSeq names its product glutaredoxin 2 (gene GLRX2). The record is from RefSeq and is a predicted model, not a curated record. The transcript is spliced from 4 exons. Bases 100 to 570 code for a protein of 156 amino acids. NCBI's taxonomy places the organism in Eukaryota, Metazoa, Chordata, Mammalia, Artiodactyla, Bovidae.